Molecule: messenger RNA, 681 nt
Organism: Nematocida homosporus
Lineage: Eukaryota; Fungi; Microsporidia
Exons: 1
Coding region: 1-681 (226 amino acids)
Source: RefSeq, a predicted model, not a curated record
AUGCAAUGUAUUGGACGCCUUUUCAAUCGUGAUUGGUUGUUGCCUAUUCGGGCCCUUUCUCUACGACUUAUUCUGCGUAGUUGCGAUCGGGAAGAGUGUUGGCGCGUGCAGUACUGGCCGAGUCCUGGUGGAUGGACGGUCAACGGCCAGCCGAUUAAAGAGCGAGACUCGAUUGAACUGCUUUUUGAAGGUCGCCGCUACUUUUUAGUUCUAUUCAAGCCAUCACUGGCUUAUCUCCAGGGAAUUGAAGUGGUGGCUCGGAUUAUCCAGCAUAGUCCCAACCAGGAAAUUACCGGUCGAGUCUUACUGCGCCGUUUGAAAAGAGAAGAUAAACUAAGCCAAACUCCAGAUUACUAUUUGCAGAUUUUGAAAGAGUCUAAAUGUUUUAUCAAAAUCAAAACAGAAGAUACCCUGGGUAACCGUCAAACAAUUUGGCGCCUGAAUUCCGACCAGAUCAAAAACUUUGUCCAUGUGAAAUUGGCCCGACAAACGAUUCUGAUCGAAAGUACUGGCCAGCGCGAAUCAAUUAGUCUUUUCUAUACUGAUUAUCCUGACAUUAAUCAAAAAGCAAAUAAUCAAAAAGCAAAUGUUGAAAUAGGAAUUACCCAAAAAGGAAAUACUAAAAAAGGAAGUGAUCAAAAUGACGUCACUAUCAGUGAUAUUGACAAAAUUUUAUUUUGA